AUGAGUACUGGGUCGGUGGAGACGGUCACGGAGAAGGUGUAAGUCUGAUUUGGCCUUUUGUUGCUUCGUGGUUUAGGAACACAGGAAUAAUCGAAACAAUAUUACGUUAGCCAACUAAAAUAUGGGUUUCUAAAUUUUUGGUGUUGGUAUAAGAUAAUCACUAUAAUUUUAGAUCUUCUAGUAGUAUUCUAUGGCUUAUUUUACCUCUGAGAUCUGAAAUUUUUGCUGAAAUCUUACUUUACCUAUCUUAAAAUUAAGCAUCUAUCAUCUCCAACAUGGAAAAUAUAAAUUCUGUUCGUUUAGGUCUUUGCCGUCAAACGGCACUCUUCGCUCCUUCACCGUGGGUCGCAACGUGCUUCUUCUGGCUUCGGAUGACGAGAAACGCGACCGUGACUCCGACAAAUCCAAUUCCAAAGUGCUUUGCGAGUACAAAUGGGAUCCCAAGACCGUCUACGAUGGUCGUAUUCUCAGCGCGAGACAGAAGUUGGUGGCCUACAGACUGUUCAACGAGCAGACCGGCGAAGCUAUCCGCGUAAUGGAGAGAGAGUCGCGUGCCAGACAUCUGAUCAAGGACUUCAGACAGCCGGUUGUGGAUAUUCUGUUUGCCGAUCAUGCCGGAUAUUUGGCAGUGUUGGACAAGAAUGCUAACUUAUAUAUUUAUCAUGUCUCAGAUGAUGGGAAUGAACUGUAAGUCGUUUGGAUUCGUUUUUAUUGGCUUUUAGGCUUUCGUAGGCACAAAAAUCACCUUUUUUAUAUUGAUUUGGACAUCAAGGUGUCCGAUUCUGGAAUUUUGCCGAAAAAAUUAUAUCUUUGCAGUAAGCGCGAUUGUAAAUCACCUUUAUCUAUUAAUUAAAGGCAUGAUUCUUCUAUUUAAGCCAUAAAAUCGGCACUUUUUUGAUUGUAACAUCAAAAAUUUUGAUUCUAGAAAAAUUUCACCACACCUUCCCUAAAAUAAUAUAAUUUCUUUCAGAACAAAAUACCUAAACAUAAUCAGACCAAAUCACUUCGAAGCACCCAACCCAAAGAUUGUCUGGUGCACCUACAUGGAAGACGAAACCGUCUCCACGCACGUUCUGGCCGUAUAUUACAACAAAACGGUGGAGAUCUUCUUUCUUCAUGCCAUCAAGAAAGAAUUCGGUCUUCUUGAGGUCAAAAUCGAGGAGUUGGAUGUGAAUUCGGAGUGCUUCAUCCAAAUCCAAACCGAAUCCAACAUAUCAGCGGUGCGGAUUUCGCCGGACGCCACGGCUUGCGCGGUGACCACAACUUCAGGGGAAUUUAUUUUUUAUAUUUUGGAGAAUCACCAGGGCAGAGAGGCUCACAAUUUGCAUCCGUUGAAGGUAAGGACCUCAAAAAAUGGGGUGAUUUUAUAGGAUGGUUCAAUUUCGAAAAAAUCAAAAAUUCCAAAUAUUUCCAAAGCGAGAUUUUUUUCAUCAGAGAAAAAAAUCAAUUGCAUGUACAGGGAAGUUCAGCCGAAGCUUCCAUCCUUAUUUCAAGUAUUUCUCCGCCAAUAAUGCAACAAUUUCCAUAAAAUUUACAUCAAAUUGAAGCUGAGGUACCCUAUUUUUUGUUCACCUAAUAUGACGUGCCCAAGUUUACGGAGGCUCCCGUACUGAUCUUUGACAUUUUCAUUCCAAAUUUUGGAGCCCCAAAUCGGUGAAACUUGGAAAAAUUUUCUAAGUUUCGCCGAUUUCGGGCUGCAAAAUUUGGAGUGAAAAUGCCAAGGAUCAGUACGGAGGCCUCCGUAAACUUGGGCACGUCAUAUUUGGUGGACAAAAAAUAGGGUACCUCAGCUUCAAUUUGAUACAAAUUUUAUAGAAAUUGGUGCAUUAUUGGCGGAGAAAUACCUGAAAUAAGGAUGGAAGCUUCGACUGAACCACCCUGUAUAUUCAAUUGAUUUUUUCGAAAUUUUUUGACCCAAAAAUGAUGUUUAUAGAAUCUCUACGUCAAUGACAUGCUCUUCCUCGACAAUCUGCAACGAAACGGCAACAAUUCGGACGGUCCAUAUUGGAAAUAUGUGGUUCUGAUCAGCGACAAUGGAAGAAGACUGGGGAUUUAUUCGUGUUAUAACUGGGAAUGCGUGGGGAAGUUGCGAUUCGAGUCGGGAACAUCCAAACUGGACGCCACAAUCGACCCAACAGCGAGAUUCAUCUAUCUGGCGGAUUAUGAAACCUCGGUAGGCUAGUACAAUAUAAAUUUUUGUGAAAUUUAGGUUUUUUUUGAGUGAUUAGAAGGAUUGAGGUGAAUAAUAGAAGAUUUGAGUAGAUUAAGCGAAGUUGAAUAUAGUUUGAUGUCAGUUUUUGACCUUAUAUUACUUUAGAACCUCUUCGUUCUGGAACUCGCUCCCGCCUUCCCAGGAAUUCAGCCGUACUUUGUGGCCUGCUCACAAAUCUCCUUCCAUCAACAGAUAAUUUGUGUCGCACCGUGUGGCUUGGAGGAUGAUGUCAGCGCGGAAACGGGUAAGAUUUUGGAUUAACGCAUUUUUGGCGUUAGAACGACAGAAAAUUAUAAAUUUUUAUUGUUUUCGCAAGUAUGAUGCAAUGAAUAUGAGGUGCAAAGGUUGGUAGAUGCCCUCAUCUAAAGCGACGCGCAAAAAAUUUUUGUGUUUUGCGGGUUGCAGCUUGAUUAUCCACGGAUUUUCCGGAAAUUUUUGCGAUUUUUACAAAAAUGUCUGGAAUUCUGGGGUUUGGAAGAGAAAUUAGUCAUCCGUUUGGCGGUGGACGAGACAGAUGAAUGCGGAAAAGCGAAUUUCGCAGUGUUUGGGAUUGGAAUUCGGAGGAUUUGAAACGAGCCUUACCUGAAUUUUUCAGAAGACCUUCUCCUCGACGACGAAAGCUUCAAGGCCUCCAAAGUGUGCGCCACAUUCGCCGCAAUCACCAACCGAUCCCUGGUGGAGAUCAAGGUGGAAGUGGAGAAGGCGCUCGACAUUGCCCUGAACGAGGAUCCGGAGACCGGCGCCCGCAUCAUCGGCGAGAAGCUGGCCGAGCAAACGAAACAACUCAUGCUCUCCAGCCAACGGCUCCGCACCAGCUCCGCCGCCUCGAACGAGGUCCGCAGCCCCCGUGAUGAGACCCUCCCCAGCUUCAACAGCAGCGCCGACCCCGCCGUCCACACGGAGCUAAGACAGUUGCGAAAGUUGCUCCAAGCCAUCACCGAAAAGAACAAUUCGACCGAGAAACGCCUGAAUGAUAUGAACAUUCAGUUGGAAAAGGUCCACAAAGACAAUGCGGACCUGCGCCGAGAACAGACCGACAACUUGGCGGAUGUGCUGGAGAAAAUUUGUAGGUUCUGGGAUGGUAGAUGAAUGUGUGAAUUUGACAAGCAAAUACUUUUAUGGGUAUGGAGUGACAGGUCGAGACAUGUAUCAAAAAAUUGCAAAAUCUUUUUGAUUCAGAAUGUGUAAAAAUUAACUGCCCAAUUUUGGUUUGUAAGGAUGAAAAAACCGUCAGAAAUUUCUCGCAGCACCACGCAAAUGCCUUUUUGAUCAAGUUUUUACCAAUUCAAAAGCUUUGUUUUGAGCUAAAGUGAACCCUGACAAGCCUUAAAAUAUCAAAUUUGCUUAAUACUACACCUUAAUAGUAGUUCCAAUGUAAAAAAGUUGCAUUGUAGUAUUAAUCAAAUUUGGUAUUUUAACGCUUGUCAAGAUGCCAGGGUUUACUUUAGCUCCAAACAAAGCUUUUGAAUUGGUAAAAACUUGGUCAAAAAGGCGUUUGCGUGGUGUUGCGAGGAAAGUUCUGGGGGGGUUUUUUGUCCUUACAAACCAAAAUUAGGCAGCCAAUUCUUGCAUAUUCUGAAUCAGGAAAAUUUUGCGGUUUUUUGAUACAUAUCUCGACCUCUAACUCCAUACCCCAUAGAAGCACUUUCCUUGUAAAAAAAUGGUUUUUGAGAUGGAUGAUUAAGCGUUUUUGGUAGAGAUAAGGGUUUAUUGGCCCCUCGGCUUCAUUGCUAGGGCUCUGAGACAACGUCGGAACAGGUCGUUUGGUGGUUUUUUGAUUUUUUUGUUGAAAGUUCGAGUCCAGAUGGAGAAAAAGUUUUAUUUUUGUGGAAAAUAUCUUUUUUUGCUGUGAAAUUGAUAUAGAUAUGGGUUUAGUGACCCUUGGAAUUUACUACUACGGUUGUGGCGCCAUAGCGCAGCUGGUUAUUAGAUGGUUUUUUGAUUUUUUUUUUGAAAGUUUCGAGUCCAAUUGGACGAAAAUUUUAUUUUUCGAAGAAGAUAACCCUUUUGAUCCUAAAAAAUUUCAGCGAAUGAGAUGCGAACCCGCGACGAGCACAUCGAACACACCGUGAAACGCAUGAACACCGACCUCCGAGUGGACGUGCAACGGAUCGUGGAACAGACCCUGAACGAUAACGCCGUCUCGCUGCAGUCGACCAUGGAAAUGUCGAACACGAGAGUGGUGGAGACGGUGAAGUCGGUCCUCUCGCAGCUGUUGGUGCCAGCCGUGGAACAGAUUUGCAGCCAGCUGCUCCAUCAGCUGAAUGAAAAGUUCCGGGAUGGGCUCCAGGAAUUCAUCGAGCAAGUACAGCGCACCCAGUCGCAUGCAGUCACUCCAAUCGUACCGGAUUACAACGUCCUAACCCGAAUGAUCGAACAAAAUCAAGUCAUCAAGGCGUUUGAAUUUGUAAGAAAGUUUUGAAUUUUUUUUGGGAUUGCUUUGAUUUUACAACGAAAGAACUUCAAUGAGGUAUGGAGUUACAGGUCGAGACAUAUAUCAAAAAAAUCGCAAAAUUUUUGUGAUUCGGAAUAUGUAAAAAUUAGCUGCCCAAUUUUGGUUUGUAAGGACGAAAAACCCCUCAGAACUUUUCUCGCAACACCACGCAAAUGCCUUUUUGACCAAGUUUUUACUAAUUCAAAAGCUUUGUUUCCAGCUAAAGUAAACCCUGGCAUCAAUUAUAGACAAGCCUUAAAAUCUCAAAUUUGAUUAAUACUACACCUUAAUUAACAGUUCCAAUGUAAAAAAGGGCAUUGUAGUACUAAUCAAGUUUGAUAUUUUAAGGCUUGUCAGGAUGGCAGGGUUUACUUUAGCUCAAAACAAAACUUUUGAAUUUGUAAAAACUUGCUCAAAUAGGCAUUUGCGUGGUGUUGCGAGGAAAGUUCUGAGGGGUUUUUCGCCUGACAGACCAAAAUUCGGCAGCUAGUUUUUAGAUAUUCUGAAUCAGAAAAAUUUUUCGGUUUUUUUGAUGUAUCUCUCGACCUGUAACUCCAUACCCCAUAGAAGCACUUUCCUCGCCAAAAAAAUUUUUGAUGACUUUUUUUUUGAUAAAUGAUGAGGUUCUAGGUGACCAGCCGCAACGACUACGCCGGCAUCAUGUUCCUUUGCAACAAAUUGAACCCCGAGACCUUGUUCACGGACUCCAAGCUGAUAUUCCCACCGAAUGUGCUGCUCAGCCUGGUGCAAAACCUCGGCCAAAGACUCGAAGAGGAGACGGAUGUGAAAUUAAACUACCUGGAAAAUAUUGCGGUCAGCCUGGAGGACAGCCCGGUCGUCAAGUUCGACAUGUUCAAGGUGACGCUGGAACAGUGCAGCGCCGAUUUGGUGGAGUUUAUCUCGCGCGAAGGGAACGCCAAACAUAAACGACAGGGCCGCGUCAUAAGCCAGCUCAUCCUCUACGCCCUAAAGAAGUAG
Molecule: messenger RNA, 5624 nt
Organism: Bursaphelenchus xylophilus (pine wood nematode)
Lineage: Eukaryota; Metazoa; Nematoda; Chromadorea; Rhabditida; Aphelenchoididae
Source: the annotation of a GenBank genome assembly